Molecule: messenger RNA, 1464 nt
Organism: Penicillium diatomitis
Lineage: Eukaryota; Fungi; Ascomycota; Eurotiomycetes; Eurotiales; Aspergillaceae
Gene: dbp5
Product: ATP-dependent RNA helicase DBP5
Exons: 4
Coding region: 1-1464 (487 amino acids)
Biological process (GO): poly(A)+ mRNA export from nucleus
Cellular component (GO): nucleus; cytoplasmic stress granule
Molecular function (GO): RNA helicase activity; RNA binding; ATP binding
Source: RefSeq, a predicted model, not a curated record
AUGUCUUCCGAGAACACUGAGACCGGCGGUUCCCUGGCUGAUCGCAUCACCAAGCCCGAAGAAGCUGCGCAGCCUGCUCCAACUACCGAGGUUCCCGAGGGCUCUUUGGUUGAGGACGGAGCUUCCAAGAAGACCCAGGGCUCCGGUCUGCAGGAGACCGACUACGAUGUCGAGGUUAAGCUGAGCGACCUCCAAGCUGAUCCCAACAAUCCUCUGUUCUCUGUGAAGAGCUUUGAAGACCUCGGCCUUGACCCUCGUAUCCUGAAAGGUCUCGCCGCAAUGAAGUUCCGCAAGCCAUCCAAAGUCCAAGAGCGCGCCCUGCCCCUGUUGAUGCACAACCCUCCCAAGAACUUUAUUGGACAGUCUCAGUCUGGUACUGGAAAGACUGCCGCCUUUGUCCUGAACGUUCUCAGCCGCAUUGAUCUCUCCACCGAAGAGAUGCGUCACACUCCCCAGGCCAUCAUCCUGGCUCCUACCCGUGAGCUUGCUCGUCAGAUUGGCAGUGUCGUCAAUGAUAUGGGUGCUUUCCUUGAGGGGCUGGAACUUCAGAUCAGCGUUCCUGUUGAAAUCGCCCAGCGACCCAAGCGCGUCACUGCUGCAGUCGUGGUUGGUACCCCCGGCACGGUCGGCGAACAGAUCAAGCGACGAGUCCUCAACCCCACCGCAGUCCGGGUUCUUGUGCUCGACGAGGCCGACAACAUGCUUGAAGGACAGGGCCUGCCCGACCAGUGCCUUCGUGUCAAGAACAUGCUACCUAAGACUGUUCAAGUAGUUCUCUUCUCUGCUACAUUCCCUACCGAAGUUCGCCUGUAUGCCGAGAAAUUUGCCUUGAAUGCCAAUCAGAUCAGCCUUCGCCAGGAGGAAUUGACUGUCGAUGGUAUCAAACAGCUCUUCAUGGACUGCAAUUCAGAGGAGGAGAAGUACAACAACCUUGUUCAGCUUUAUGGAUUGUUGACGGUUGGCUCGUCUAUCAUCUUCGUCGGAACACGUGCUGCGGCCGCCGAGAUCGAAAAGCGCAUGACCGCAGAGGGACACACUGUGGCUUCGCUUACUGGAGCCAUCGAAGGCGCGCAGCGUGACGCCGUCAUUGAUGCCUUCCGCAGUGGCCAGGCCAAGGUGCUCAUCACCACCAAUGUGCUUGCUCGUGGCAUCGAUGUCUCCACUGUCUCCCUUGUCGUCAACUACGACGUGCCCGUGGUCUUUGACCCUCGCUCCCGCCACCGUGAGCCUGACUACCAGACCUACCUUCACCGGAUUGGUCGUACUGGUCGUUUCGGUCGCAUUGGUGUGGCCAUCACCUUUGUGGCCAACCGGGAAGAGUGGGGCUGGCUGAACGAUAUCUCGAACCACUUCUCGUGCCAUAUCGACCGCCUGGACACGUCUGACUGGGAUGAGGUCGAGCGGAUGAUCAAAAAGACCAUCAAGAACACUCGGGCGCAAGCACGUUUUGCCGUUGAGCAGUGA